AUGGGUCAUAAUAUAUUUGACGCAAAAAAAAAACAGACUAGUCGGAAAAGAAAUGUUAUAAAAAUAAAAAAUAAUAAAGGGAGGGUUUAUGAACGAAAAGACCAAAGUGAAAGAUAUAGAGAUAUUUUAAGUUAUUAUAAAAAUGAAAAAAAAACAAACAAAUUUAUUGAUAAAAGAAAAAAUAAAAAACAUGAAAAAAAAAAUAUGUUUAAUUUAAAUGAUGAUUCAUAUAUUAAGGAUAAACAUAUAAGUAUAAAUGAUGUUGGAGAUACUGAUGAUGAUUUAUAUAUGGACAAUUUUAAUUCAAAAUCCAAUUUAAAAGGAAAAAGAAAAUUUAAUAAUUCUAUGAGUAAUGCAAUUCAGGAAAAAAUAGAGACACGGAAAUUAAUGCAAAUUAAAAAAUAUGAAAUAAAAGAAAAACUGAAAGAAUUUGAUGAGCAUUUUGAUUAUAUAAAACAAAAUGUGUUAUCAUUAAAUCAUAAAGAGGACCCUUUAAUAACUGAUGAACUUGUCAAAAAAAAAAAAAAUAAAAUAAAUAAUAAUGAAGUGAAAUUUAAAAAAAGCACAGAAAAUGUUAAUAAAAUAAAAUUAGGUUCUCGUGAUGAUAGUAAGAAUGACAAUAUUGGCGAGAGGGGAGAUUCCAAUCUGAGGAAUAAAAAACGUGACAGUCCAAAUCGUCCAAAUAGUUCCAAUGCUGAAGAUGAUUCGGGUGAAGAUUCAUAUGGCGAUUCGGGUGGCGAUUCGGGUGCUGAUGCAUAUGCCGAUUCAGAUGCUGAUGCAUAUGCCGAUUCAGAUGCUGAUGCAUAUGCCGAUUCAGAUGCGGAUGCAUAUGCCGAUUCAGGUGACGAUUCCUAUACCGAUUCAGAUGGCGAUUUGAUUGAUGAGAGUGGAGAUAGCGAUGGUAGCAGCGAAUUGGAAGGGGGGAGAAGAGAAAAUUUCAAGGAGAAGAAAAAAUGUGAAUAUUUUGAAAAACUACGACGUGAUAAUAAUUCUAAAAUAUGGUGGAAUUCAGACGAAAGUGAUAAUGAAAUAAUCGAAGAAAUAUUUAUGGAAUUUGAUAAUUCAAAUAAAUUAAAUAAUGAAGAAAGAAUAAUAAGUGAGGAAAAAAAUAAAGUAAAUAAUAUUUUAGAAAAUUUUAUGAUAAAUGGAAAUAAUGAAUUGUAUAAUUAUUUUAUAAAUAAUAGUGAAGAAGAAGAAAAAAAGUUACCAUUAUUUAUUUCGAUAGAAAAUAAAAAAUACGAAUUAAAGGAUAUAAUAUCAUUGCUUGAACCACAUGAUUUUAGUAUACAAAAAAAAUUAUUAUAUAGGAUAUAUUUUAUUAACAUAUUUAAAAAUAGUAAUAAAUAUAAUUGGAAAAAUGAAAGAAAAAAACAUAUGAAUAUAUUUCAUGUUUCUUUUUUUUUCUCUUUAAUGGAUUAUUGUAUACUAAAUAUAUGGAAAUGUUUAAAUUUUAAUUUUAAGUUACAUAAUUUUAUACAAAAUUAUAAACAAGUAAUUUUAGAUUUUUCUCAUUAUAUGAAAACAGAGUUAUAUUUGUAUAUGUCUUUUUUAUUAUUAAUUGUAUUUUGUAAAAUUCAGAGAAAAAUAAAAAUAACAAAAUUUUAUAAAAAAAAAUUAUAUGUGUUACAAGAAUAUGUAGAACUAAACAAAGAUAAUAAGGAGAAAGAAUAUGAUGUUUAUGUUUAUUCAAGAAUAUUAAAAAGUGUUGAAUUAUUUAAUUCAAUAUUUGAUCAGUAUGAAAAAUAUACUGGAAUAUAUGAUAUUCAUUUUUCUGUAAUUAUAAUUGCUCUCAUAAUUUAUCCUAUAAUUCGAAAUGAAACAGUAGAUGGGUCAGUUCAAACGACAAGCCAAAAUAGUUAUGAUUUUAAAAAUGAAAGAGAUGGGUUCCAUAAGUUGGGUAUGGGAAAUGCAAAUGAUGUAAAGGAUGAAGCUGAUAUAAAUUGCGUAAAGGAUGAAGGUAUUUUGAAAAAACUGUCUUAUAUAAAUAAGAAUAACAUAUUAGAACCAGAUAAUGAAACUAUUCCUAUUAUCUCAUAUGUAAUAGAAUUAGUUGAAUUUAUAUUUUAUAAUUAUUUAUAUGAAAAAAAUAAUAAUAUAAAUCAUGAUAAGACAUCAAAUAAUUAUGAUUAUAUACUUAGUGAUAUUACUUAUACUAAUGAUACUAAAAUUGAAGAAUGCAUAAAAAAAUUGGUAAAAAUAUUUUCCUAUCAACCAUUUGAUUUUAUAGAAAAGGAGGCAAAAAUUGAGCAUGAUAAUAAAAAGAAUGAAAAAAAAAAAAAAAAAGAAAGUGGGGUGGGUAUAAUAAAUAACCUUGGUAUAUAUGAUAAAAAAAAAAAAUUGAAAAAUGCAAUCGUUUUAUUAAAUAUUUAUAAUAUAAUUAUAGAAAAUAGUAAAAAGCAUAGUCAUACAUAUUUAUAUUUAUGUUUUCGAAUUUUGAACACUCUUUUGUUUAACAUCGUAUCAGACAAAUCGGAUAAAAAAUGUGACGAAAAAGAGGAAAACAUAAAUGAGGGUGAAAAGGACGAAAACAUAAAUGAGGGUGAGAAUAUGAAUUUGUAUUAUAACUUAGCAUUUAACACAUUUAAUAGUUUAAUUUAUUUUUUAAAAAAAAAUAUAGAAAAUGAUAUUAAUAUAUACAUAUUAAUAGAACAUAUUGUUACCCCUAAUUUAUUUUAUUUAUAUAUUAAUUAUUUAAGUUUUAUAUUUACUAAUACAAAAAUUAAUUAUUCCGAUAUUUUGAAAGAGUUAAAAAAUGUCGAAUUUAAUAAAAAAUGUGUACCUGAAAAUAUGAUACCAAAUAAUAUAUUAAAUAAAUAUAAUAAAAAUUCAGAGAAAUAUUUUGUUUAUUUAUUAUAUAUAUAUAAAUUAAUUGAAUAUUCCAAAACAUUUGAUAUUAAACCAAUUAUAUAUAAUAAUACUCAUAAAAAUGGUAUACCCCUAUUUACACCUAAAUAUGCUAACAAUAAAAAUCCAAAAGAUUUCCUAUUUAUGCAAAAUUAUCAAACUAAGUUUGCAGAAAUGAAAUCAAUGAGAAAAAAAAUGAGACAACAACGAAAGCUUGAUUAUAAUGAGCUGAGAAAGGAGAACAGUUAUAUCAUUGGAUUGAAGGCCAGAGAAGAACAAGAACGAAUAAGAAGAAAUCAAGAAAAAUACAAAAAAAUAAAACAAAUGGCUGUUAAUGAUGUUGAAGAGUAUAACAGAAUGAAGACUUAUACUCAUUGA
Plasmodium yoelii is the source of this 3222-nucleotide messenger RNA. RefSeq names its product conserved Plasmodium protein, unknown function. The transcript is spliced from 2 exons. The record is from RefSeq and is a predicted model, not a curated record. Lineage: Eukaryota; Apicomplexa; Aconoidasida; Haemosporida; Plasmodiidae. Bases 1 to 3222 code for a protein of 1073 amino acids.